This is a messenger RNA of Chiroxiphia lanceolata (lance-tailed manakin), 3613 nucleotides long. It is a transcript of the gene ZDHHC1, whose product is annotated as zinc finger DHHC-type containing 1. Gene Ontology annotation, molecular function: protein-cysteine S-palmitoyltransferase activity. The transcript is spliced from 13 exons. Gene Ontology annotation, cellular component: endoplasmic reticulum; Golgi apparatus. Gene Ontology annotation, biological process: peptidyl-L-cysteine S-palmitoylation; protein targeting to membrane. The record is from RefSeq and is a predicted model, not a curated record. NCBI's taxonomy places the organism in Eukaryota, Metazoa, Chordata, Aves, Passeriformes, Pipridae. The coding region runs from base 203 to 1666 and encodes 487 amino acids.
CGAGGAGGCGCCGGGAGCGGCCGCGGAGGCCUCGGCCGCGGGCCCCGCGCCCUGCCCGGGCAUGAGGCGGGGACGGGGCCGCUGCCAACCGCUUCUGCGGGGAGAAGGAUCUCUGUGGGCCUGUUUCUCUAGCCAAGGUCUGAUUAGGAGAAAGGAAAAACCUGGGAAUUUCUUCAAAUGAUCUGAGCAGGUUUUGUAUCAGAUGAAUAUCUGCAACAAACCUCAUAAUAAGAUAGCUCCAGAGGAUUUGGGUGAAGCUGUCCCCGAGGUGCAGGUCCAACGUGCUCGAAGAAAUGGCUGGAGCUGGCCUCUGCACCUGUUCCAGGUCAUUGCCUGGCUGCUGUACCUCUUCUUUGCGCUGGUUGGCUUUGGAAUCCUGGUUCCUCUCCUGCCCCGCCACUGGCUGCCCGCUGGCUAUAUCGGGUCUGUACGGACUGAGAAAUGUGGACCUUUGUCAGCAGGGUCAGAUUCUGUCUCCAUUGAUCCUGCGGAUGCAAAUGUGCGAGAAAAAAACUAUCUGGGGCCUCUGGCCACCUUCAAUCGUAACCAGCAUGCCCAUGUCAUUGAAAACCAUCACUGCCAUGUCUGUGACGUGGAUGUGAGUGCCAAGUCAAAGCACUGUGGAACUUGCAACAAGUGUGUAUGUGGCUUUGAUCAUCACUGCAAAUGGCUCAACAACUGUGUGGGAGAGAGGAAUUACUGGCUUUUUUUGAAUAGUGUUCUGUCUGCCAUCCUGGGCCUGGGGCUUCUGCUGCUCGUUGCUUUCUACGUCUUUGUGGAGUUCUUCGUCGACCCCACGAUGCUCCGCUCCGACCAGCACUUUGAUGCUCUAAGGAACCACAUGGACCGCUGGCUUGUGUUUCUCCCUGCAUCUCCUGUUGAGACCAAGGCACCUGCCAUUUUGGUCACAGCUGGGAUUUUUAUUCUUCUGAGUCUGGUGACCGUGAUCCUGCUGGGCCACCUCUUGACCUUUCACAUUUAUCUCUUGUGGCACAAGCUGACGACGUACGAGUACAUCCUGCAGCAGCGGCCACAGCAAGAGGCAGAAAAAGUGGACAAGCAACAGGAGCCUUGUUCCUCCCAAGUGAGGCCCAGUCAGGAAGCAGACUUAUUGUCAGGUAACCCUGGCUAUACAGACCCUGGAAUUCAAGCAGUGGAAUUCUCAACAGUAACUUCAGGAAAAGGCUUUCCAAAGCUCUACGUCCACAGCAAAGAAGGUGACCCCGAGCAGAGCUCCUCCCCAGACCCCCCAGCUCUUCGCUUUGCAGUCCCUUCUCAGCAGCAGAAGAAAAGAAGAAAGAAGAUGCACAAAGCUUCUUCCUCGGCAGUGGACAGUGGAUCUAAAGAAUGUGCUACACGUCAGCCCUCCUUCCCAGAUCCCCAGUCAGACAAUCCCAGAGGUGACAGGAAGAAGAACCUGUAUUCUGAGCACAAGGUAAAAAGGAGAGGCUGCCAGCAGGACAGACGCUUGGAACAAGACCUGGAACUUUUUCCUAAGGUUCCUGAGGUGUUUGUAAGUAAGAGCAGUGGAGAACCUCUUGUCCCCCAACUCCAGCCCAGGGAGAGCACAACCGAGCCUGACCACAGAAAAUGCACCAGCAAGCAGCAUGUGAGCAGACAUGAUCCAUGCUCAAAGGACAUAAGGACAAACACCACAGCGGCCUAGGGAUCAGCAUUCCAAAGCCACAGCCUUUGGGAACAGUGUUAGUAUUGUGUAGAGGCCUAAGGGGCUCAUCCCUCACUGUGCAUGUGCUGUCAGGCUGCAGGGGGACAUUUCUCACCCUCAGCCAAAGGCAAGAGGCAGCAAAAGGUGGCAAACCUGAGGCAGACCUGUUGCUCGAGAGAGUUCCAGUGCUUUCCUUAGGAAAGGUCCAACCCCUCCUGGCCCUCUGCACGCUGGUGCUGCAGGGACUUCCCGGGAGAGUGUGUGGGGAAGAACCAGGCUGUAUCUCUGCUCUUCCCUGUGCCCUGAAAUCUGUGUUUCCCAUCUGCCUAAACCUGUCAGUCUUUGAAUCAUGCGCAGGGGCUUCAGCAGGUGGUCAGGGAGUAACCUCAGGAUUGUCCCUUCCCUAUACCGCUUUCCACUGUGCCCCCUCAAGCCAAGUCCACCACCAGCAUGGUCUCUGGAAGGCAAUGUAGUUUGACCUGUUCCCCCUUCCCAGCAGCCUGGGGUGCCCCACAGUGCAGCCUUCUCAUAUCAGAAGCUUUGGGAUACAGCAAGUCCUGAAACCUUUCCAUUUCCCAGGCUGCCAGAUCUGCAUUAGUGCCCAGCCAAGCCUGGAGUGUGUGUGGUGCAGAAAGAUCCCACAGCAGACACUGGGGCACACAGCCAGUGCCUCGAGUCACAGCAGCCUGUGCUGGGGGUGAGAGGCAGGGAUCUGUCUGGGCUGCUGUCCUGCAGCGCCUCAGCUUUCCCUGCCCUCUUGGCUUCCCCAGGCAGCAUGUCCUGUUACAAAUUCCUGGCUGAGCACUGAGGCUGGGGCUUCCAGCAAGCCCAUAUCUGCCUAGCAUCCAUCUAACCUCAGAGCCCGGGAGAGCAGCUAUGCACAGAUCCCAACAGGCCUUGCCACAGGCAUGGGAGUGCCUGACAUGAUUUGUCACUUGGCAGCCAUGGCACAUGCACAGCCCUGGCAUGGCCGGUGCCCUGAGUGGCAGUGGCUGAUGUGACCAGUUGCACCAUUUCCAGACAGGCCCCUGGUGCUGGUGAACAAACAGGGAAGAAUUAGGAAAGAAAAGGAAGCCGGGGGAGUCUUCAUCACCCUACCAAAUCUUUGAUGCAUGGACAGCACAACUGACCCUUUGUCCAGACUACGGUGGGUGCAGGUGAGGGAAGGACAGGGCAGAGCAGGUUUGCUGUGUGAGUCAAGUGAAGGUGUUCUCCCCUCACCUGUCUCAAUCUGCAAACACUUAUCUGAAAUGGUUCAGAGCAGGACAGGAUAUCUGAGGACAAAGGCUCUUUGGGCACAGCCAACAUGGGACAGGCAGGCUGGACUCCCAGCCUUGAUGGGAGAGACCAGCCCCAGGGAGAAAGACUUGGGGGUGUUUUAAAGGGCUGCCUUACCACUCUUCUCUGUUGUCUGAUUUUUGUCUCCUGAAAGAACUGGGAUGAGGAGCCUUGACUCCUCAUCAAAUUACAUGAUCCAUUGAUCAGCAAUGUAAUGUAGCUGUUGAAGUAAUUUUGUCUCAGUUUGCAGGAAGGGCUGGCCUGUGGUCACCCUCCUUGCAACUUCCCUUGCUGCUGUGGCUAAGAGCAUCCACUGGCAGUGUGACCCUUUGGAAAAGCAGGUGAGUGUGGGUCCAGCCUUUGUGGGCCAGCACAUGUGGCACUGGGUGUCUGCAGAGACCAGGGCAUCUGCUCACCAAUGGGUCCUGGUUAGACAAAGGCCUUCCUCUUGUUUCUCCUCAUGUCCACUGUCAUCCAAGGAAACUCUGCAGCAACACUGGGCUCAGGGUUUUCCAAGGCCAGCUGUCCCUCCACCAGAAGGCAUUGGUAAUUCCUCUGCAGCAGGUGCCCCUGAGGAGACCUUGUGUGUUUUCUUAAUCUCUGUCCAUGCAGAACUAGUCCCAAAAUCAUGUACAGAGCUCUGACCACAAUAAAAUUUUCUAUACUCUU